AACACACAACACGAUAAAACACUUUUGGCUCAUUAACCUCACGCACACACUCGCACACGCACACUCACACGCACGCAUACGCUUAUACGCACACAAGUGAAACGAACCACAGAGGUUGCCCAAUGAGCGGGAAGGAGACGGGGCUAUGCAGCCACUAAUGAAGCCAAACGUAAAUGCUGUUCAGGCCCAAAAAUAUGUGUGCCUGAUUAAUGCGAAUGCUGAGCUUUCUUGCACAGAAGUUUACGCGCUUCCUGAGGGACACUCACGUCGGCACUUGUAUCGGGCGGCACUGGCGAGAGCUGUCAGUGUGUGAACGAGAGCACUGGCAAAGGGAGACUGAAGCCGAAGUCUACGCGCGCCUCCGACUUGCCGAGUCGGGAGCGGCCCAAAUGGGGCGUGUGCAAAAGAAACGGCAGAAAAUGACGCACGCGACAGCAGAGCACAAAAACAAGAAAGUUAAAGAUGAAAUUGGACCAAGGCUCACAAAAUAUUUGAGACUCAGUAUAAGUUCUAUUAUAAAUUAGCUGCUAAUAAAUUCAGGAUCUCCAUUUCU
Molecule: messenger RNA, 553 nt
Organism: Drosophila navojoa
Lineage: Eukaryota; Metazoa; Arthropoda; Insecta; Diptera; Drosophilidae
Source: RefSeq, a predicted model, not a curated record